AUGAAAUCUCGAUGGACCUUCAUCCAAGCCAUGAAGGGUGAACUUCCUUCCCCACUGCUGAAUGUGGAUCCGUUGUCUCAGGUGGUGAAGGAAGGUGACCCUUUGGUCUUCCUCUGCUCAGUGGAAGGAGGCAACGCAGAGAAGGUCUUCCAUUUCUACAAGGAUGGGAUGGAGAUCUCCCCCAGGGAAGAAGGUCUUCUGGAACCCUCCAGUGAACCCACAGAUCGUGUUCAAAUUGCCUCUUUGAGAAUCCUAUAUGCCUCGUUCAACCUCAGAGGGGAAUUUGCUUGCCAUUAUGAAGAACGAAGAAGCAACCGAUGGCUCAUGUCUUCUUGGAGCCAGGGGAUAAACAUGACAGUCAUACCAGUUUGGACCCAAGGUUUAUAUUCUGUUUGGAGAUAUGCCCGGAGAUGGAUUCUUUUUCUAAUUCUGCUGGUUCCAAUUGCCUUUUAUUGCUGGAAGCAAAAGAGCACAUCUCAAUCACAGGAACAAUUUCAACUAAUGGAAAAGAUAGAGAAAAAUCAUCUUUCAGUGAUGGAGCCUCAAGCAGCAACACCCUCAUCAGUCAAGUUUCCCCCGGACUCUGAGGCCACCUACAGCAAUGUUCAGGACUUUUCCACUCAGAAGAACCAACUUACAGAAGAGGAAGAAGAGGGGGCACCGUAUAUAAACUUGAUUGCAGGAAAAUAAGAUAACUCUCUUGGAAGGUGAUCCUUUGAUCUUCCUCUGCUCAGUGGAAGGAGGCUACACAGAGAAGAUCUUCCAUUUCUACAAGGAUGGGAUGGAGAUCAUCUCCCAGGGAAAAAGGUCCUCUGGAAGCCUCCAGUGAACCCACAGAUCAUGUUC
Molecule: messenger RNA, 846 nt
Organism: Crotalus tigris (Tiger rattlesnake)
Lineage: Eukaryota; Metazoa; Chordata; Lepidosauria; Squamata; Viperidae
Exons: 5
Coding region: 1-690 (229 amino acids)
Source: RefSeq, a predicted model, not a curated record